This is a messenger RNA of Selaginella moellendorffii, 823 nucleotides long. RefSeq lists its product as uncharacterized. Lineage: Eukaryota; Viridiplantae; Streptophyta; Lycopodiopsida; Selaginellales; Selaginellaceae. The transcript has 3 exons. Bases 310 to 669 code for a protein of 119 amino acids. The record is from RefSeq and is a predicted model, not a curated record.
AUGGCAUGGUGGCCAGGGUCGUCGUCCACGACGGGCGCGCCUUCAAGGUCGGCGACCAAGAUCGAAGACGAGAGAAGGCUGAUGGAGGAAAUCGAGAGGCGCUGGAGGAAUCACCCUCUCAACCGCGGGAAUAUCAAGCGCGGUCCUCGUGACAACGGAAGUGCCUCCUUUGGCAGCGGAUGUUUGGUCCCGGCUUGUCCCUGGGACGAGCGAGCCCGGCAUCCUCAAGCUCUACUUGGGGGUUGAACGGACAGAGAAUGAAGCGUACGACGACGAGUUCUUGAGACGGCUCAUCCAGCCGAGCUUGGGAUGGCGGAGGAAGUUCUAGCUAUGGACGUGGAGGCAGUGUCCUACGACUUCGCACACUACAUGCUGCACCUUGAUGCCCAGGACAUCGAGCUGCAAGUAGGCUCUGGCGGUUGCACGUUCGUGCUAGAUUUCUCGGAGGUCAAGGAGUUCACCAGUCCAGCCAGUGCAGCAAAAGAAAUGGUUAGGAACCAGAAAUUCCUGCCCACGGGAGCUCUUGGCGAAGAAGAGGUGGGCUACAAGCUAUGGACCAAGUUUUCUCGCGGGUACGAAGCUCUUGCGCGGGCUGCUGGAGUUCUUGACAAAGCCCAGAAAUUCCUGGCUGUUCUGUGUGACGAAACGCGACGACUGAGGCUUGCUUGACUUUCUAGUCGGCAGCAUCCUUGUGUACAUAGAUCUGAUAGCGCAGGGAUCGAAUUCGGCCCAUCGGACAAAGCUGAGUCUGAAACAUACUUUUCAUUGUACUUUAUAGACAUACGAGUGUGGGAAGAUUUCUUCCUUUUCCAAUCUCUCUCAA